AUGGCAGACCCUCCAGCUGUAGUGAAUGUGGCGGGACCCAGUCUGAAAUUACCCGACCAGUUCGAUUUCACAAGGCCCGAAACAUGGUCAGUAUGGAUCAAAAGAUUCGAUAGAUACAUCCCAAUUGCGAGCCUCUCCAACAAAUCAGACAAGGAGAAAAACGAUCUGUUAUGCUACACCUUGGGAGAAAAAGCAGAAGAAAUUCUGCUACAAAUAUUGCCAGAUGCAGACACAAAGACCUUCGCAGAAGUAAAAACCGCCUUCGAGAGUUACUUCACACCAAAAAAGAACGUAAUAUUCGAGAGAACACUGCGAGUACGGCUCACUAUUCGUGAUCAACUAAUCCGAGACAGAAUAGUCAUCGGAAUACGAGACGAGAAAACCUCGGAACGUCUGCAACUCAAGUCCGAUUUAACACUGGACACCGCCAUUACCAUGGCAAGACAAGCCGAGCUACAGGAGAAGCAAGGUAGGAUGAUCCGGAACACGGAACCAGAAACAAUUGACAUAUGCCAAGUGGACACCAAGCCGAGCCGACCGGGAGAGAGAAAGGGGAAGCAGCCAUCACAUAGACAACGGGCGAAGAACGAAGACAAGUGUGGCAGGUGCGGCUUACGCCGCCAUACUGGAGAACAGAAAUGCCCAGCGGAGAAUUCCAAGUGUCAUCGGUGCAAAAGAAUCGGCCAUUGGGAGAAACUGUGUUGGUCAAAGACUGUGCGGCGCGUACAGAAGGAGGAUGACGAAGAAUCUUCAACGUCGAGCGAAGUGAACGAAUAUUUCUUAGGUAGAAUGGAGAACAAUGUAGUAGAUUUAAAAGAAUUCGAAAUAUCUGUCAAAAUCGUAGAAUUUAAAAAAACGUUAGAAUUCAAAAUCGAUACAGGGGCGGACGUAAUCUGCUUGCCAUUACAUACGGUUCCAAAUAAUCUCAGAAAAAAAAUUUAUCACACAAAAGGCAUCGUGCGCGAUCCGAAAGGAAAUAAACUAGAAUUAGUUGGUCUGAUCAAUGUAAAAUUUGCGAUCAAGGGGAUACAAAAAAAAUGUACAGCCUAUAUAAUCAGAGAGCUAAACGCGUGCUUGCUGGGGAAAGACAUGAUAAAAUCUUUCGGAUUAAUAAAAAGGAUAAAUAGCAUCGAGAAAAUCGAAAUGAAAAAAGGGAUGAGCAAGCAGGGAACGUUGAAACAAAAAAUUCGCAAUAAAUAUCCGACGGUAUUUAAAGGGUUAGGACACUUCCGUCAGGAAUUAGACUUACAAACGAAAGAAAAUACGGUGCCUUUCGCACAAUCGGUGCCAAGAGUGGUCUCCAUCCCGCUGUUAAAGAAACUAAAAGCAGAAUUGAAUAAACUAACGGAACAGAACAUUAUCACAGCAGUAGACUUUCCAACAGACUGGUGCAGCCCCGUUCUGAACAAAAACAUUGCGAGACCAGUAUACCCUAUACCAAAAGUGGACGUGACCUUGGCCCGAUUGGGGAAGGCAAAGAUUUUCUCGCGGUUAGAUGCGAAAUCGGGGUACUAUCAAGUAAGAUUGUCAGAAAGUAGCAAACCACUUACAACAUUUAUAACCCCCUUCGGUAGAUACAUGUUUAAUAGAUUACCGUUCGGGAUCAACUGCGCGUCGGAUUACUUCGCGAAGAGAUUCGCCGAUUUAUUCUAUGACUUAGAGAACGUCGUAACCCAUGUAGACGACGUGCUUAUUUUGGCAGAGGAUGACGAAGAACACGAAAGAACAUUGCACGAAGUUCUAAAAAGAUUGGUACACGAAGGCAUAACAUUAAAUUCCGAGAAGUGCACAUUUGGGGUCGAUAGAAUAGAAUUUUUGGGUCACAUCAUAUCUCAAGAGGGGAUUGAAGUGCUGCCGGACAGGGUAUCGGCUAUCUCUGAUUUUCCGACACCAACGGACAUAAAAUCGCUUCAGCAAUUUCUGGGAUCAGUAAAUUUCGUCGGGAAAUUUAUUCCAAAUCGGUCAAAACUGUUAGAACCAUUGACAACAUUAUUAAGAGAUAACAGUCUGUUCGUGUGGGGAGACGCGCAAAAGAAAGCCUUUAAAGAAAUCAAAACGCUGUUGUCAAGAGCACCAACGCUCGCUCAUUUCGAUCACACAAAGAACAUAAUAGUUCAGGCGGACGCUUCAAGCUACGGUAUCGGUGGAGUGCUCAUCCAAGAACAAAACGGACAGCGCGAAAUUGUAGCGUACUCGUCUAGAACGUUAAGCGAUCCGGAAAAAAGGUAUAGCCAGAUAGAAAAAGAAGCUCUAGGGUUAGCUAUCGCGGCCGAUAAAUUCAAGGAGUACAUCACGGGCGUAAGGGUAUGCUUCGAAACAGAUCACAAACCUCUAAUACAAAUUCUGCAGUCAAAACCUCUAGACGAAAUGACUCCGCGCUUACAGAGAAUUCGAAUAAGACUGAUGAGAUACAAUUAUGUUGUUAGGUGGAUCCCGGGGAAGCAAUUAGUGCUGGCCGAUGCACUGUCACGGAACCCCAGGCCGAGUUCGCAGAAGGAAGGCGGCGAUAUAGACAUAGAGAACUCCCGCUACGUCCGAAUGAUUGUAAAACACAUGCCAGCGACGGACGACGUAAUGAGUAGGUUGCGAUUAGAACAAGCAUCGGAUUUAGUGUGUAGAAAACUGGUAGAGUAUAGUUCAAACGGCUGGCCUGCAAAAGACAAAGUACCGGAAGAGUUGCGACCGUAUCACCAUAUGGCGGAAAAUUUCUCAUUCGGAGAGGGUUUUCUACUCAACAACACAAGACUGGUUAUCCCUCCACCCUUGCAAUCGGAAAUUAUGUCUUAUAUACAUGAAGGUCACCUAGGGAUAAAUAAAUGCAGAGAAAGGGCUAGACAGUCUGUGUGGUGGUUGGGUCUGUCGAAGCAAAUCAUAGAUGUAGUUACGAAUUGCCCGGCGUGCAUAAAAGAGAGAACCAAUCAUAAGGAAAAGUUUGUAAGCGAGCAAUUCCCCGAUAGGCCGUGGCAGAAAAUAGCGUUAGAUUUUUGCAAAGAAAAAGAAUGGUUUAUGGUCACAACAGAUUAUUAUUCGAGGUUCAUAGAAAUCGCCCCCCUGCGGUCCAUGACAGAACGGGAAGUAAUCCAACACUGUAAGGUAAUGUUUGCGAGGUUCGGAAUACCCGAGAUCGUACGCAGCGACAAUGGCACACAGUUCUCCACCGAAUUUCUAAGAUUUGCGAGAGAGUACGGAUUCAAACUGGUUACGAGCUCACCAAAAUAUCCGCAGAGCAACGGGUGUGUAGAAGCCGCAGUAAAAAUCGCAAAGAGAUUAAUAAAAAAAUCGGAAGACCUACAAAGAGGUUUGUUCGCAUAUCGCACAACCCCGCUAGAAAAUGGACUUUCUCCAGCUGAACUAAUGUUCUCGAGAAAAGUACGCUCUACACUUCCGGUGCUCCCCAGUCUUUUAAACAAGUUCCGUUCCCAUUCAGAAGUGAAAUUAAAAGAAACCGCGUUGAAGAAGAAGCAAGAAAUUCAAUACAACCGCAGACAUAGAACGAAAAAUUUAGGUGUAUUGCGAAAAAAAGAGAGAGUGUGGAUUUCGGACGUGCGCGCGUACGGUAAUGUAGUACGAGCGAGCGAGACGCCAAAUUCGUAUAUAAUCAAAACCGAAAAAGGAGAACUGCGACGAAACAGAGUACACUUGAUACCCGCUCCAGUUAAGCGCGAGAAUGAGAAUGUAAAAGCUAAAACAAAACCAGAUUAUGUAAUCGAGGUAGAGACGAACGAGGGAGACCCGUUACAGGACGAUGUCUCAGUGCGUGAGGGCGAAGAGGUAGACGAAACAAGCAGGGACAGUGCGCCGCCAGGGUCGGACUCAGAGUCAGAAUAUGAAACAGGUGAAUCAGAUUCGAAUGCCCAAAAUGAGACAGUACCGGCGCGGAAAUCCCAACGGGAAAAAAAGCCUCCCAGCUGGUUCAGAGACUACACGAGAUAG
Vollenhovia emeryi is the source of this 3933-nucleotide messenger RNA. RefSeq lists its product as uncharacterized. The record is from RefSeq and is a predicted model, not a curated record. Bases 1 to 3933 code for a protein of 1310 amino acids. The transcript has 4 exons. NCBI's taxonomy places the organism in Eukaryota, Metazoa, Arthropoda, Insecta, Hymenoptera, Formicidae. Gene Ontology annotation, biological process: DNA integration. Gene Ontology annotation, molecular function: nucleic acid binding.